Molecule: messenger RNA, 3491 nt
Organism: Nannospalax galili (Upper Galilee mountains blind mole rat)
Lineage: Eukaryota; Metazoa; Chordata; Mammalia; Rodentia; Spalacidae
Gene: Papola
Product: poly(A) polymerase alpha
Exons: 22
Coding region: 219-2435 (738 amino acids)
Cellular component (GO): nucleus
Molecular function (GO): poly(A) RNA polymerase activity; RNA binding
Source: RefSeq, a predicted model, not a curated record
AGUUCUAGAACGUUGCUGUGGUAGCGCUCCGGCGCCAUGUUAGGACGAAGGGGAAGGAGGAGAAGCACUUAAAGCGGCGGGGCGCGCGUGCCGGACUGGGUUAGUCCCAGGGCUGAGGCAGGCCUCCGCGUCCCUCCCGCCUCGGUGGAUCAUGCUCAGGGCGGCAGCGGCGGUGGUCGCCGGGGGGAAGUGACUGGGCGGUGCCGGCGCCGGAGACGAUGCCGUUUCCAGUUACAACGCAGGGAUCACAACAAGCUCAGCCACAGCAGAGGCACUAUGGCAUCACCUCUCCUAUCAGCCUAGCAGCCCCCAAGGAGACUGACUGCCUGCUUACACAGAAGCUCAUUGAAACUCUGAAACCCUUUGGGGUUUUUGAAGAGGAAGAGGAAUUGCAGCGCAGGAUUUUAAUUUUGGGAAAAUUAAAUAACUUGGUGAAAGAGUGGAUACGAGAAAUCAGUGAAAGCAAGAAUCUUCCACAAUCUGUAAUUGAAAAUGUUGGAGGAAAAAUUUUUACAUUUGGAUCUUACAGACUAGGAGUACAUACAAAAGGUGCUGAUAUUGAUGCGUUGUGUGUUGCACCAAGACAUGUUGAUCGAAGUGACUUUUUCACCUCAUUCUAUGAUAAGUUGAAAUUACAGGAAGAAGUAAAAGACUUAAGAGCUGUUGAAGAGGCAUUUGUACCAGUUAUCAAACUCUGUUUUGAUGGGAUAGAGAUUGAUAUUUUAUUUGCAAGAUUAGCACUGCAGACUAUUCCAGAAGAUUUGGACCUACGAGAUGACAGUCUGCUUAAAAACUUAGAUAUAAGAUGCAUAAGAAGUCUUAAUGGUUGCAGGGUAACCGAUGAAAUUUUACAUCUAGUACCAAACAUUGACAACUUCAGGUUAACUCUGAGAGCUAUCAAACUGUGGGCCAAACGGCACAACAUCUAUUCCAAUAUAUUAGGUUUCCUCGGUGGUGUUUCCUGGGCUAUGCUAGUAGCAAGAACUUGCCAGCUUUAUCCAAAUGCAAUAGCGUCAACUCUUGUACAUAAAUUUUUCUUGGUAUUUUCUAAAUGGGAAUGGCCAAAUCCAGUGCUAUUGAAACAGCCUGAAGAAUGCAAUCUUAAUUUGCCUGUAUGGGACCCAAGGGUAAACCCCAGUGAUAGGUACCAUCUUAUGCCUAUAAUUACACCAGCAUACCCACAACAGAACUCCACCUACAAUGUGUCCGUUUCAACACGGAUGGUCAUGGUUGAGGAGUUUAAACAAGGUCUUGCUAUCACAGAUGAAAUUUUGCUGAGUAAGGCAGAGUGGUCCAAACUUUUUGAAGCUCCAAACUUCUUUCAAAAGUACAAGCAUUAUAUUGUACUUCUAGCAAGUGCAUCAACAGAAAAACAGCACCUAGAAUGGGUAGGUUUGGUGGAAUCAAAAAUCCGUAUCCUGGUUGGAAGCCUGGAGAAGAAUGAAUUUAUCACACUGGCUCACGUGAAUCCCCAGUCAUUUCCAGCCCCCAAAGAAAAUCCUGACAAGGAAGAAUUUCGCACAAUGUGGGUGAUUGGGUUAGUGUUUAAAAAAACAGAAAACUCUGAAAAUCUCAGUGUUGAUCUCACUUAUGACAUUCAGUCUUUCACAGAUACAGUUUAUAGGCAAGCAAUAAACAGCAAGAUGUUUGAGGUGGAUAUGAAAAUUGCAGCAAUGCAUGUAAAAAGAAAGCAGCUUCAUCAACUCCUACCUAGCCAUGUGCUUCAGAAAAAGAAAAAGCAUUCAACUGAAGGAGUCAAGUUAGCAGCUCUGAAUGACAGCAGCCUUGACUUGUCUAUGGACAGCGACAACAGUAUGUCUGUGCCUUCACCCACUAGUGCUCUGAAGACCAGUCCCUUGAACAGCUCUGGCAGCUCUCAGGGCAGAAACAGUCCUGCUCCAGCUGUGACAGCAGCAUCUGUGACCAACACACAGGCUACUGAAGUCUCUGUGCCCCAAGUAAAUUCCAGUGAAAGCACAGGGGGUCCAUCGAGUGAAAGCAUUCCUCAAACUGCCACACAGCCAGCCAUUUCUCCACCACCAAAGCCUACGGUCUCCAGAGUUGUUUCCUCAACACGUCUGGUAAACCCAUCAACUAGACCUUCAGGAAAUGCAACAAAAAUACCUAAUCCUAUAGUAGGAGUCAAGAGAACAUCCUCACCCCAUAAAGAAGAAAGUCCUAAGAAAACCAAAACAGAAGAGGAUGAAACAAGUGAAGAUGCUAACUGUCUUGCUUUGAGUGGACAUGAUAAAACAGAAACAAAGGAACAAGUCGACACAGAGACGAGUACGGCUCAGUCAGACGCUGUGCAGACAGCGGCUUCUCUGUUGGCCUCUCAGAAAACAUCCAGUACAGACCUUUCUGAUAUUCCCGCUCUCCCUGCAAACCCUAUUCCUGUCAUCAAGAACUCAAUAAAACUGAGACUGAAUCGGUAAAACCACCUCAGGGUCCAUAAACAGUAUCUGCCAACUCAACCUGUUGUCUUCAGAUGCUAAAACAAAAAACUAAAACAAAACAAAAAAGGAGCACGGAGGGUAGAAGACUAGACAUGGCUGGCAGUGGGUUAGGCUUUGGUGACCUCCCUUACUGGGCUGCAGCACUUGAUCGGAAGUCCAGGUUAGUAUGCGAAGCCAGGAGUACCAUUAUUACUGUGCUAGCACAGUUGCAUUACUGUUUCGGGACGAUUACUGCCUUUAAGCGGGGGGCGGGAGGGGAUCAAGCUGUUUGUGUCCCUAAUUGACAUCUGGAUUGGAUUUAUGUUUGAUGCAUUGUUUGAAAAACUUGCAAUACAAACUAGCAUAAGAAUUCCUUAUUCUGAUGAUGCACUUUUAUGUAUUUUUUAUUAGAAAGUAGAACUAAUUUUAGAUUUUCAGCCUAAUGGAUUUUCAUUUUUUCCCAAAGAAUUUCCUUUCCAGUUAGUCUUUGAGUUGGGUGCCAUUGUGCGGUGCUGCACUGUUAGCCUCAGCAGGAUGAGAACUCAUCUGGUUGAGUCCUCUGAGGUAGCUGUAACCCUUAACAUGAAAUGCCAGUUCUGAGAGAUGCAUUUGACGUUGAAGGAGUAAUUAGAGAAUACUUGGUUUCGAUGGUUGUGAUUAGGAGGUGCGUACUGCUGCUCUCCAUGCAACUGUCUCCUCGUGCACAGGUGAGCGGCAGCCAGCAGCCGUCUGCAUCUGCUGCAGCUCUGCUCUUCUGACUGCAGUCUGUUAUCUUCAAAACAACACCUGUUCCUCCCUCUUCUUUUUCUUUUCCCUUUUGCUUGUAUGCACAAGGUAAGACUUACUUCACCAAAACCUAAAUGCCAGUAUUUUCCUAAGCCAUGACAUGAACCAGUGCUCCUGUGGCUCUGUGUCACAGACGCUAAAUUUUGGUCCCGUGCCUGAAAUUUAGAGUGGCCCAAAAGUAAUGCCCAUGAAGCUUCUCUGCGUGGACAGCUGUGUGCCUAGAAGAAGACUUUUGUACACUCCACAGCUCCUGUUCCUUGAUGUUCAAUU